Messenger RNA from Amphibalanus amphitrite, 4531 nucleotides. RefSeq names its product toll-like receptor 6. The transcript is spliced from 2 exons. Lineage: Eukaryota; Metazoa; Arthropoda; Thecostraca; Balanomorpha; Balanidae. Gene Ontology annotation, molecular function: protein binding. The coding region runs from base 561 to 4277 and encodes 1238 amino acids. The record is from RefSeq and is a predicted model, not a curated record. Gene Ontology annotation, cellular component: extracellular matrix.
AGUGUUGGCGUCGGCUCCGACGCGGAGGGACGUCCGACGGAGCCGGGAACGGUACUGGAGCGCGCCUGAAAUCUAGUCUUCCCGAUGGAGUCGAGACGAUUGAGGAUUCGGCUGCUGAACUGGUUUUAAGUGAUAUACUGACUGUGGAUAUUGCGGAGGCGUGAGUAAUAGAGCUCAGUGAACAGCCACGUGGGGUUUGUCACGGCUUUGUCACGACAGCAAGACCGUGUCACGACUGCUAGAGUCGUGAACUGAAUGACAGUGUGGUAGAGACUGGUCAGCCAUGUCAUUUAGUUUUCAUACUAUAGCGGAGUGACUGAAAAAAGUGUCGCGGUUAGCUCUGAAGCUAGCUGUGAGCGGAAUCUAAGAAGAAGUUGACAACACUCAGCUGCACAAGAUUCGAGGAGUCUGAAUUGAAAGAAAUCCGUCACCAGGACUUCUCCGGAUUCCACGACCACUGAUAGAGAUGAACCCGAGUGCCGGGCCGGACCAGCGCGGACGCCGCUCGUCGACAGCGGUGUGAGUGAGGUGCAAUCUGGAUCUCUGGGGCAGCUGCAGAGAUGACACCACUACUGCUGACCUGCGCUGCCCUGCUGAACACGGUGGCUGACACACAGGCGGUGCCGGAAAGGACCUACCGACCUGACUUCGGUCAGCUGCGCGACCUCCAGUCGUCACAGGCCACCACAGAGGCCGGAAGGCGUCCCGCGCAGUGCUACUGGCGCCUGGACGCGGCGAGUGUCUGGGAGUGCCGGUUGGGUGCUGGCGGAGUGGAGAGUGCACUGGUGUUACCCGAUUACCGUUCGACCGAACUGCGAGUGCUCUGCGAGGACGAUGCUCCCGGAGUGAUCAGUGCGAGCAUGUUCCAGCAUGUGCUCAACAUUAUACGAUUGGAAAUCAGGGACUGUGCGGUGACGAAAGUAGAGAACCGUGCUCUGUGGCAGUUUACUUAUUUGAGAAAUUUGUCACUUAGCUCGUCAUUUUCGUCGGAGGUUAUCAUCUCAAACCAUACGUUUCGGAAUCUUACCAAACUUGAGAGUGUUGAUCUAAGUGGCAAUCAUAUAGAGUACCUGCCGCCGAAAGCCUUUUGUCCGUUACAUCGUCUGAUUCAUUUGAAUUUAUCUGAUAACGCGCUGAUGGACACUGAAGUUGGGUUCGGAACCGGUGAUAAUGAAAACUGCCGCCACGCGUUGCGAGAGCUGGACAUGUCGUCCAACGCUCUCCGGUCGGUACGCGCCAGGGGAUUCGCCCAGCUCACUUCUCUACAACAACUGAUACUCGCUGGAAAUCGUAUCGAGCAGCUGGCGGAGGAGAGUUUUUAUGGCGUAGGAGAACUCCGUCUACUUGACCUACGAGCUAAUCAUCUGGUGACGCUACCGGAUGGCGUGCUGACACCCGUGCAGCAACUGACCAGCAUACAGCUCCAGCAGAACCGUCUGGCCGUCCUGCCACCGCGGGUGUUUGCUGGCCUCGAGAAGCUCCUGCUGUUGAACCUGUCGCACAAUCAACUGACAUCACCAGGUGAUUUCUCCGGCCUACCCCGUCUGCUUCAGCUCGACCUGAGCAACAACCGUCUCACCGACCUACUGCCGGGAUUUCGGCAGCUCAACAGCCUUGAUACAUUAAACCUUUCGCAUAACCAGCUAACCCACAUACCCGUCAACGCUCUAGUCAGCUUGUCAAAUCUCUUUGAACUAGAUCUCUCGCAUAAUCAGCUAGUGACGCUGGCAGGUGGUUCACUUAUACUUCUGCGCGGGUUGACGGUGUUGAGGCUGGAUCAUAAUCAGCUGGUCACGCUUCAGCCAGAAUCACUGUCGAACUGUAGCGGAAUACAGCGUCUGUCCUUAUCACACAACAAGCUAGCAGAUGUGCCGGUUGCGCUUCGGUCUUUGUCAUUGCUGCAUGAGCUCGACUUAUCUCACAACUGGCUGUUAUUCAUCGAUGACAAUGCCUUCCACAACUUGAGCAGUCUGGUCAGCCUAGACCUGUCGCACAACAUGUUGACAAGCCUGUCACAACGGUCCCUUGCACCUCUGACAAGUAUGACGCGUCUGGAUCUUUCAUACAACCAAGUGAGGUCAUUGGAAGGCGUUUUACGAGAAAACCGGCGGCUAAGCGAACUGAAUGUUGCGGGAAACAAGCUCAACAACUUGGAAGGAAUCACUAACUGGCAGCCCAGUUUUUACCACCUGCCUAGUCUGUUUAGCCUAAAUGCGUCGGCAAACACUCUCACCAUGUUUGAUUACAGGGUGAUUCCAACUCAGUUGCGCCAGCUUGACAUAAGCAACAACAGAUUGCUGAGUCUGGACGGAAAGCACAAGCACCCGACGAUCGAACUGCGUGAAAUCGAUGCGUCCGGGAACCAAAUCUCCCGAGUCACUCGCGAUCUGUUGCCUGAUUCAAUUGAGGUGGCACGCCUGGCCAACAACAGCAUAACGGAUGUCGAACCCUACAGCUUCGACGGCAAAAAGGACCUGCAAAUGGUAGACCUGUCUUUCAACAAGCUGGAGCAUCUAAAGAAGGUGACUGUGUCCGUUGAGAGAGUCGAGCUUCGGCUGGCUGGCAAUCCUUUGGCAUGUGACUGCCACAACGAGUGGCUGUCGGAACCUGCCACCAAGCUAGCGUUGACUGACCUUGAUCGGGUCAUGUGCACGCUCGAGCACAGAGGUCAAACGGUGAAGCGACCACUGUCAGAGGCGCAUUUCCUCUGUCCAUAUAAGCGUCAUUGUUUCAAAGUUUGUCAAUGCUGUGAUUAUGACGCUUGCGACUGCGAACAGACUUGCCCGAAAAGCUGCACUUGUCUUCGUAACAAUAUAUGGACGGUAAAUGUCAUCAUGUGCGCCAAUCAAGGUUUGACAGUGAUACCCAGCAGGAUCCCCAUGGACGCCACAGAUAUUAUGCUGGAUGGGAACGAUCUGAAUAUGCUGUACGACCUCAGCUUUCUAGGUCGAAAGAGUUUGAAUGCUCUGUUUCUAAACAACAGUAACGUGAUGUCGGUUACCAACCGAACCUUUCAAGGUCUCACGUCUCUUCGGUACCUACACCUCGAAGACAAUCAGCUCACAAGACUGGAAGGCGAAGAGAUGCUAAAUCUAACUGGUCUACGUGAAUUAUACUUGCAAAACAACCACCUCGAGUACAUCAACACAGCUCUUUUCAAGCCUCUGGAACGGCUUGAAGUGCUAGACCUCAGUGGGAAUCGGCUCACUCAGCUGUCCAUCUGGACGAUUUCCCAGCCGUACCUGGCCCGGGUCUCCCUUGCCGGUAACAGCUGGGUCUGCGAGUGCAGCUUCCGGUUCCGAUUCCGGCGGUGGCUGCUGCAGAACCGUGACAAGGUGGCUGACGCCGAGUCGGUGGCCUGCUCCAGUGGUGAUGUUAUCGUUGUGGAGAGUGAGUGCCGUGGCAUGCUGACGGCAGCUAAUUCCAACAUGUGGGUAUACGUGGCGGCGGCGGCCGUAUGCCUGGCUGCUACCGCCGCGCUCCUUGCCAUCGUCGCCUACCGGCGACUGGGAAGGCGAAGCGCCUCCGCACACAAGAUGAUUCCUCCUCUGGCCUACGACGCGUUCGUCUCGUGUGACGCCAAGGACACAGCGCUGGCGUCCCAGCUGGCCGCGGACCUGCCGUACCUGAGACUCUGCUUGCUGCACCAGGACGUCCCCGCCACGCCAGAUGCCAUCGUCGAGGCGGUGAACGCCAGCCACGCCACCGUGUUGCUGUUAACCGAGGCGUUCAUCGGACGUGCUUGGUGUCGCUUCGACUUCAAGCACGCGCAUCUGGCAGCGCUGGGCUCGGCGCGACGCUCCCUGGUGCUCGUGGACGUGGCCGAUGUGGUGGGAGCCCCGGAGCUCGACCCCGACCUGGUGAUGCUGUCCAAGUCGUGUCCCGUUCUGAGCUGGCGGGAUAAGCAGCUCGGCCAGCGACUGAUGCGGCUACUGCGCCCUCCGGCGGGCACCUGGGGAGCCCCUUCCAUGCCGGACGACUGUUCCGAUGGUCCCGUGUAUGCCUCUAUUGACGAUGACCUGGCGAGGUCACCGUCCACUGCGUUGUCAGAAAAGGCCUUCCUGGCCGGGCCAGCGCGUAUGAACAUUACUCUGAACCCCUCGGACCGUGAAACUGAGGGGUUUUCUGUGUCUAACGCUCGUGCACACGGGGGUCAGGUGCUGCUGACCCCCAACAGGGGCACGCAAAUACAUUUGACGCCGGCUCGGGGGAGAAAGUCCCCACUAGCGACAUCUCCGGGCGGGAAAGUGCAACUAACGCCGUCGUACUUUGUCUAAGUGUUUGCCAACUGCUUUUAUGAGUUAUCGUCUUUAGUAUAUUUUUAUAAUGUGCGGAAACUUUGAGGGGUGGUGUCGCGAGUGGACUGUUCUAACUGACAAAUAACGUGUCAUGGCGCCUCUGCUGCGGUUAUAUGCGAUGAAUAGUGUUGCUAUGUGGCUUGUCAAAGGGUUGGGGCAGGGAGGGUGCCAAGACAGUUGGAGCGGGCGCCCCGACAAUCGAUUGGCAACGCAAUAAAGCAGCCUAAACACCG